AUGGCUGAAGAUGGCUUCAAACCAGCCUGCACCUGGGUUGGCCACGAGAUCGCCUGGCUUGACGAAAUCCAGCAGUUCUACCGCGACCGAAGCGCCAUCGAGAAGGAGUAUAGCGCGAAGCUGAAUGCCCUCGCCAAGAGGAUCGUUGGAAAGCUUACGACGAUCGAGCAGAGAGCUACCGAGCACGAUAAGUACGGCAAUGAUCUGAUCACCAGGGUUGCCGAUCCACUCAAGAGUCUUGGGCUACGAGUAGAGGACCUACGAAAGCGCCAUAUCGAGCAUUCGGAGAGACUUGAGAAAGAGAGGGACUCUUCGUAUUCCGAUCUACGCAAGAUGAAAGCCAAGUACGAUGCCGCCUGCCAAGAACUCGAAAGCAAGCGCAAGAAGACAGAGUCGUCAUUCGACAAGGCCAAAGCCCAGAGCGGCUACCAGCAGCAGCUAAUGGAUACAAAUAACGUCAAGAAUACAUAUCUUAUCAGCAUCAAUGUAACCAACAAGCAGAAGGAAAAAUACUUCCACGAGUAUGUUCCCGAGUUAAUGGACAGCUUGCAAGACCUCUCCGAGUUCCGAACCCUAAAGCUCAACGACCUCUGGACCCUUGCCUCACAGCUAGAGCGGGGCAUGCUUGAGCAAAGUCGCGGCCUUAUGGACCACCUCGGCCAGGAAAUCACUCGCAACCAGCCUCACCUCGACUCUCUAAUGUACAUGCGGCACAACAUUGGCUCGUGGCAGGAGCCAUCCGACAAGAGCUUUGAGCCUAGCCCAGUCUGGCACGACGACCCCACCAUGGUCGUCGAUGAGAUGGCCAAGGUGUACCUGCGGAACGUUUUGACAAAGUCCAAGGGCCAGCUUGGGGAUCUACGACGCGAAGUGCGGCAGGGUACGGAGAAGAAGGACGAGGUCGAGGUGGUGCGGCAAAUUUUUGCGUUACAGGAAGAGCUUCACGCGCUCGAUCGCAAGCGCUUGACGGCAGAGGUCGAAACGUCGACCAUCACGUCGACGUGUGAAAUGAAGGUUCCUGCCGACUGUCCGGGCGAAAAGUCCAAGGAGGAACGCAAAAAACUCAAGGCGGAACGGCAAGAAGCGGCCAAUUCUCUGCUUUCUGCACCCACAGGACCCCCUGCCCAUGUGGCCGAGCUUCCCGACCUAACCCGGUCCAAUACGAUGACCUCGUUGAGCUCGGGAUACGCAGCCAGCGCAAACAGGUCCAUAUCCGGCACGCCCACAGCCUACCCUUACCCCAGCAGCCGCUGCGGGUGGAGCCCGGAAGAACCGGGUCGUGGCACCUCCCCAAGCUCAUACAUUAGCGAGCUACCCGGUUCGGCAGACUUUGGCAGCAAAAAGCAGGAGCAGAAGGGGAAAACGCUGUACGCUUUCCAAGCCAGUGGCGAAGGAGAGCUCUCCGUUCCGGAAGGUCGUGAGGUGGUGCUUCUAGAACCGGAUGAUGGAAGUGGCUGGCUCAAGGUGCGCGCCGGAUACAAGGAAGGCAUCGUGCCUGCCUCGUACGUGGAGCUUUUGGCACCGAGCCCGAUAGUGCCGCAGACUACCGGUCCCUCUGGGCGGCCGACAUCCACAUACUCUAACUCGGGAUCCUCCAUCGGUGGCUCUUCCUUGCAGGCUAAAAAGAAGGGACCCGCGGUAGCUCCCAGGCGUGGUGCGAAGAGGCUCAAAUACGUCGAGGCGCUAUACGAAUACACGGCGCAAAGCGAAACAGAACACAGCAUGGUAGAAGGCGAGCGUUUCGUCCUCAUCAAGGAGGAUCCCGGCGACGGGUGGGCUGAAGUAGAGAAAGGUGGUGUUACGAAGAGCGUGCCGGCAAGCUAUGUCAAGGCGGUUUAG
This is a messenger RNA of Parascedosporium putredinis, 1839 nucleotides long. The record is from the annotation of a GenBank genome assembly. Lineage: Eukaryota; Fungi; Ascomycota; Sordariomycetes; Microascales; Microascaceae.